AUGGCCCGCGCCGGGGCGGCGCUGUGCCGGGCCGGCCUCGCGCUGGCCGCCACGCUGGCCGCGCUGCUGCUGCUCCCGCGCCCGCCGCCGCCGCCCCGCGCCCCCGCGCCCCGCCCGGCCGCCCGCGGCGCCCCGGCCCCCGCCGGCCGCGGCCUGCGGCCCGACGACGUCUUCAUCGCGGUCAAAACCACGCGGCGGAACCACGCGCGGCGCCUGCGGCUGCUGCUGCGCACGUGGAUCUCCCGGGCCCGCCGGCAGACGUUCAUCUUCACCGACGGAGAGGACCCCGAGGCUCCAGCUGCAGGCGGCCGCGUCAUCAACACCAACUGCUCGGCCGUGCGCAGCCGCCAGGCCCUGUGCUGCAAGAUGUCGGUGGAGUACGACAAGUUCAUCGAGUCCGGCCGCAAGUGGUUUUGUCACGUGGACGAUGACAACUAUGUGACCCGAAGGCCUGCUGCAGCUGCUGUCCACCUUCUCCCCAGCCAGGACGUCUACCUGGGCCGGGCCAGCCUGGACCACCCCAUUGAAGCCACCGAGAGGGUUCCGGGAGGCGGGACCGUGGCCACGGUCAAGUUCUGGUUCGCCACCGCCGGGGCGGGGUUCUGCCUGAGCAGGGGCCUCGCGCUCAAGAUGAGCCCCUGGGCCAGCCUGGGCAGCUUCAUGAGCACCGCCGAGCGCGUGCGGCUCCCAGACGACUGCACGGUGGGCUACAUCGUGGAGGGGCUGCUGGGCGCCCGCCUGCUGCACAGUCCCCUCCACUCCCACCUGGAGAACCUGCAGCGGCUGCCGCCCGAAGCCGUGCUCCAGCAGGUCACCCUGAGCUAUGGGGGCCCUGAGAACCCGCAGAACGUGGUGGGUGUGGCGGGGAGCUUCAGCCUGCAGCAGGACCCCACACGGUUCCAGUCUGUGCACUGCCUUCUCUAC
This is a messenger RNA of Dipodomys spectabilis (banner-tailed kangaroo rat), 924 nucleotides long. It is a transcript of the gene Rfng, whose product is annotated as RFNG O-fucosylpeptide 3-beta-N-acetylglucosaminyltransferase. Gene Ontology annotation, cellular component: membrane. Lineage: Eukaryota; Metazoa; Chordata; Mammalia; Rodentia; Heteromyidae. Gene Ontology annotation, biological process: regulation of Notch signaling pathway. The record is from RefSeq and is a predicted model, not a curated record. Gene Ontology annotation, molecular function: O-fucosylpeptide 3-beta-N-acetylglucosaminyltransferase activity.